AUGUCAAUGAGGAAAGUGUCUGGAAAGCUGGUGGCGGUCGAGGACCUCCAACGCUCGCAGUUAUUCACAAGAUUGAAAAAAACCGACCCUGAAAGUUUCAAGAAGUUGGUCCCUAUCUCUGGAGAUAUUCGAUUGCCAAAAUUAGGACUGAAACCUGAAGAUGAACAAACAUUGAUUGAUAAUGUAUCAGUAGUAUACCAUGGUGCAGCAACAGUGAAGUUUACUGAACCGUUAGCAAUAGCAAUGAACACCAACUUCGAAAGUACAAAGAAACUUCUUGAGCUCAGUCAACGGAUGAAGAAUAUUGAGGUAUUUCUCUACAUAUCAACAGCAUUUACGCACACACAGAAAAAGGUACUUGUCGAAACUGUUUACCCUCCACCAGCUAAAGUGGAAGAUAUUUACAAAUUCAUCGAAGAAUACGGAGAUGAUGAGCAGGCCACUUUGAAAUUUAUAAUUUCUGCCACAAAACAAGAACCAAUUCCAGGCUGGCUAGACAACUGGUAUGGGAGCACACCAUUUCUAAUGAACGCUUCUGAAGGAUGGCUGCGGAUCGUACGUGGAAACUACAACAGUGGAAUUGAUUUUAUUCCAGUAGACUUUGUGACUAAUCUGAGCAUUGUAGCUGCUGCAAAGGCCAAAAGAUACGUAAAAAUAUUAGCUCAAGUCAUACGUCUAAGGGAUGCUUAUGAGCACUUCAGCAGCAACGCUUGGAUCAUGAGGUCCGACCGUACGAGGCAGCUGCAUGCCUCACUGUCUCCCGAAGACCAGGAGAAGUUCAAAUGCGACCCAACUCAGAUCAACUGGCCAGAGUAUUUGAAAGAUUACUGCAGAGGUGUCCUAAAAUAUUUGAAACCUAGGAAAAUGUACUAA
Molecule: messenger RNA, 873 nt
Organism: Spodoptera exigua (beet armyworm)
Lineage: Eukaryota; Metazoa; Arthropoda; Insecta; Lepidoptera; Noctuidae
Source: the annotation of a GenBank genome assembly